AUGUCUGCCAACCUGGACAAGUCUCUUGAUGACCUGGUCGGCUCCCGUCGCCAGGCUCGUCGCCGCACCAACCGCCGCGUUACCUCUAAAGCUUCCACCGGGGGCGUGAAGAAGUCUGCUAAGGCACCCAAGGCCGCUGCCAAGGUGGUCCACCAAACCCCCGUAGCUGCCGCUACUUCCAACAAGAUCUACGUCAGUGGACUGCCUGUCGAUGUUACGGAGGCCAAUAUCAAGGAGUACUUCACCAAGUCUGCCGGCUCUGUUAAGAAGGUCACGCUUGCCUACACCCAGAAUGGCACCAGCCGCGGCCAGGCUCACAUCGUCUUCAGCAAGCCCGGCACUGCCGCUAAGGCUGCUAAGGAAUUGAACGGUCUCCUGGUUGACGGCCGCCCCAUGAAGAUUGAAGUUGUUUACGAUGCUUCUCACGCACCCGCGGUCGCCGCCCCUAAGCCUCUUACCGAGCGUAUCGCGCCGUCCAAGGCCCAGGCCAAGGACAAGCCCAAGCCCGCCACUGCUAAGAAGGCUGCCACCAAUGACGGCGGUAACAAGCGCAAUGCUGCUGGUCGUCCAGCCCGUGGUCGCAAGGGCCAGGGCCGCAACGCCGGUCGCUCUCACAAGACCGUUGAAGAGCUUGACGCCGAGAUGGCCGACUACUUCGAAACCAAUGCCUCCACCGAAGCCAACGCUGCUCCCGCCGGUGCUGUGCAGCAAGCCAAUGGCAACGAGGACCUUGGCAUGGCCGAGAUUUCUGUAUGUAUCCCCUCGUCGUAUCCCGGCGUGCCUACCUUCACCCUAACAGUCAUCCAGUAA
Messenger RNA from Penicillium chermesinum, 810 nucleotides. RefSeq names its product putative RNA annealing protein Yra1. Bases 1 to 810 code for a protein of 269 amino acids. The record is from RefSeq and is a predicted model, not a curated record. Lineage: Eukaryota; Fungi; Ascomycota; Eurotiomycetes; Eurotiales; Aspergillaceae. Gene Ontology annotation, cellular component: nucleus. Gene Ontology annotation, biological process: mRNA export from nucleus. Gene Ontology annotation, molecular function: mRNA binding. The transcript has 5 exons.